CACUGUUGUGGUAUAAAAGCCAACUCGCCAUCUGGUAACACUUGGUGCUUGCAAACAUUUAUCUCUCGACCAAUUUAAGGAAUUUGGAGCAAUAAGGGCAUUCCUGCGAGCUUUUCCAGGCCAACUGAGAUUACUUCAAGCCAAGGCAAACAGCGACAACAUGUCCCAAGGCGGUGGCGCUACUCCAGCGGGCGGUAAUCCCACAGCGCUCCAGGCGACCGGAGGGGGCGUGGUCUUCAGCAAGGUCUUCAUCCAGCGCGAUUAUAGCGAAGGAACCUCCGUCAAGUUCCACACACGGCUGCCCGCUGAGCUGGAGGGCAUGAUUGAGAGACACGUCUUCGAGGCCACCAUCAAUAGGCUAAACGAGUUCUACGCCGAGGCGGAGGAGGGAUCCUGUGGCACCUAUUGCGAGGGCUGCAUUGGCUGCAUCACGGCCUACUUGAUCUACAUGUGCUCCGAAACGCACUACGAAAAGACCCUUCGCAAGAUAUCUAAAUUUGUGGCUUCCCAAAACGAACGCAUUUACAACGCCAAGGGCCUGCAGCUGAUCGAUCCCACUUACCGGGGACUGCGCGUCAUAGAGAUUACAAUAUUCGAUCGUCCGGGGCGAACGUGACUUCCGCUUUCCCAUUCAGCCAACGAGUUUUUCAUGUGAGAUCGAGCAGCCACAGUCGCAUCAACAGGAAUGUGAAGGAGGAGAGUCCGUUUCAGCAAUUAUCAAGCAAAAGUCAGCGCCAUCGGAGUGCGUUUCCAAAAAUAUAAAUCAAUACAAAGCUGCGGAAGCAGCUAAAGCUUUAUAACCUAUAACCUUAUGUCUUGGCAAAGCAGCGGCCAGAGCGUUUUUGGGGCAUGCGACUUAGUCACGGGUGUGCUGGGAGAUGUGCCUCCGCUGCAGCCACAUACUGUAUGCUAGAUUAGCCGUUAAUGAUUAGCCAAGGCAGUGUACGGCCAGUUAGUUAGUAUUUAUGCAAUAGCAGGCAUAGUCAUGUAAGUGAAAAGCUACCGAAACUGCAUUUUGAGCCGAAGCAAGCAUCAACAUAUACACACAUUCGCAUAUGUUACAAUUGUUUUAAUUAUUCGACCGAAAGGCCAGCGAGAAUUGAUUGUUUUGUAAUUUGAAAUGAAAUAGAAGUGUAUACAUCAUGUUUGUAGUGGUUACCAACAAUUCGAUUGUCUAAAGUUGUAAUUUAAAGAUGGCAUUAACAUUUGCAUAAAUACACACACAUAGUUCAAGCUUAAUCAGACAUAAUGCAUACGCAUAACUUUUUCUAUACAAUACUUACCGAUUUCAAACAGCGCCAAAUGAACUUACACAUAAGCAAGUGGAGAAUCGUUCGAUUUUUAAUAUAAAUCAGCAACAUUGAUUAACAUAGUUAUAUAUCUUAUAAGGAAAAUAUAUAUAUUGCCGUCAUUUAAACGCG
This is a messenger RNA of Drosophila simulans, 1421 nucleotides long. Its product is annotated as golgin subfamily A member 7. The record is from RefSeq and is a predicted model, not a curated record. Bases 161 to 616 code for a protein of 151 amino acids. NCBI's taxonomy places the organism in Eukaryota, Metazoa, Arthropoda, Insecta, Diptera, Drosophilidae. Gene Ontology annotation, cellular component: palmitoyltransferase complex. Gene Ontology annotation, biological process: peptidyl-L-cysteine S-palmitoylation; protein targeting to membrane. The transcript is spliced from 5 exons.